GAUAUGUGCAUGUGAGCUUGUGUUUCAUAACUGGUUUAUUAUUGUGGCGUAGUUGGCUUAAAAAUCUACCCUGCACCUGUUGGGCUGGUUUCAAAGCAAACCUGCGUUUUGGGCCUUUUUCUGCCCCUUUAACAUUGAGGAAUUUUUUUUGCAAUUAAAUUGCGUCGAAGUUUGGACCCACGAACACAGCACAAUCACAACCACAACUUCAAAAUGGGCAACAAUGUGAGUGCCAAGGCGAUGUCUGAUGGCGAGGGCAGCGAACCUCCUCUGGAUGGUGGGAAACAUAAAAGCCAUCAACAUCACAAAUCUAGCAUACAGUCAUCGAACGCGAACAACAAUGCCAGCGAUAUUGUUGUCAGCAAUAGCAACAGCAACGGCAACGGCAGCAAUAACAGUCUCAAGGUGCAAUCACAAACACAAACAAUGACCAGAUCCGCAUCAGGCGCCGAUGUGACGGAGAAGCACCUAACACAGCUGGUGCCAGUGGAGCGCCUGGCUGAUAUAUUAAAGGAACAGACGAGUGCCAAGUACGGCAUUAAUGGCAUUGUGUCAGAUGUUUUUGUGACUCAAGUGUUCCCUGGGUACACUGAUUUGGGCCAUCGGCUCUUUCAAUUAAUGCACGUUAGCUCGAAGGCAACAACAAAGCAUCUGGGCGUCGUAGCCUUUCGACAGCAAUGCGAAAGAUUUUUAGGCAUAAUGGACGAUACUAAAGUACUGGAGAGCUACAUUAAGAUGUACGCACAGGUUGAUAAUCCCGAUUUCAUCGAUAAAGUAGGCGUCACACGUCUGCUGCAUAUUUGCUAUACGAUUGCCAUGCAACACUCGGGAAACGCGGUGCUCUGCCCCGCCAUCAAUAGAACUUUUGAGUCGGUGACAAAGUCGAUAUUUUUCAGUCACGACAGCCUCAGUUUGGGCUUCGUUUGCCGAUGGUUCGAGCAGAAUUUGAUACGUCCUGUGUUACUGGUGCACAAGUAUUGUGUGCAUACGCUCUCCACAGCAUAUCGUGGCCUGGAGCAGCAGACACAGUCAUGCGGCCUUGAGCUGCAAACGCCGGUCAUCGAGCAACGCAAUCCAUUUGCGUCCGCUGAUGCAACGGAUCAUAAUGCGCCAAGCAUGCACAUGGAGUCGCUGAUGCCACUCUCACAGGCCUGGCUGCUGGCCGGCGCUCUGCCGCCCCUUUAUUCCAAGCCGCGUACAAUUACGCCGCCCAACAGUAGCAACAACAGCAGCGCCCAGUCAGCUGUGCAGAUAUUCAAGGAUAAACUCUCGAUGAUGCCAUCACACUGGACCCUGCUGUACGAUUCCAACGAGCAUGGCGUCGGUGCCAAUCGUUUCUUGCACCACGUUCUUGGCUAUCGCGGACCAACGCUGGUCCUGCUGCACACAAACGACAAGCAGACCUACUGCAUUGCGGCGCCCAGUGAGUGGAAGGAGACACAUUUGUUUGUCGGAUCAGAGGGCAGCUGUGUGAUACAGCUGUUGCCCAAAUUUGUGAUACUGGAAAAGAAACCCAAUAUUUUGUACCUUAACACCAGCAUUCGCGGCUACCCGAAGGGAUUGCGCGCUGGAGCUGAUCCCCGCAAGCCCAUCAUAGCGGUAGAUGAACAUUUCGAGAAUGUAGACUGCAAGGGCAUUGCGGCAGGCCUCAGGUCCAUUGAGGUUUGGGGCUGCGGCGAUAAAUCAUCACGCGAUGUGCAAUUGGAUAUUAAAAAGUGGCAAAUCAAGGAGGCGGAACGUCAGCGCACAGUCAAAUUAACAGCCGCCGAUUGGAUGGAUCAUCCGGAUCGAUAUUUGCUGGAGCUGGGCGGCAGGCAGAACUACAACAAUUAAUGGCAACAACAAUUUUCGCUGUUGUUGCCGAUGCGUGUAUUAAUUCGAAAGCAAUUGGUGUGUGCCUUUAAUUGGAGAGCGCGCUUUUAAAUUUACGGGAAAUACAUUUUAAAAUGAUAAUACUUUAAUAAGAUUAUCCGUUCGUUCACGACAAGUGUCAAAAGCCUGGACUGAAAUUGUUUGUAUUUGAAUCGUGUUUCGAUUAACGAA
This is a messenger RNA of Drosophila navojoa, 2043 nucleotides long. RefSeq lists its product as uncharacterized. The record is from RefSeq and is a predicted model, not a curated record. NCBI's taxonomy places the organism in Eukaryota, Metazoa, Arthropoda, Insecta, Diptera, Drosophilidae.